CAUUCUCGCACUACCCCCUAUCAUACCCAGGGGAACGGUCAAGUCGAGCGCUUCAGCCGGACACUCUUGGGAAUGCUCCGUACCUUGCCAGAGACCCAGAAAUCACGUUGGGCAGAACACUUGAACCAUGUGGUACACGCUUAUAACUGUACGAAACACGAAUCAACUGGCUACUCACCGUUCUUCCUCCUCUUCGGCCGCCAUCCCCGUUUGCCGGUAGACUUAAUGUUUGAAACUGAAGAUGAAACCAACCACGUGAAUCAUUCCCAAUACGUCGAAAAGUGGCGCAAAGCGAUGACGGAGGCCUACAAAUUGGCAGGCAAGAAGUCCAGUGAAGCAGGCACACGAGCCAAACAACGUUAUGAUCGUUUUGUACGAAGUUCGAUAUUGCUGCCUGGUUAUCGAGUUCUUGUACGCAAUCUAAGAGAACGGGGCGGACCGGGGAAGCUGCGCUCGCAUUGGGAGGAUCAGACUCACAAAGUCGUUAGCCGUAAGGGAGAAGAUAGCCCUGUGUAUGAAGUCAAGCCCGAGGCUGGCCCUGGGAGGAACAGAAUCCUACAUAGGAAUUUGCUAUUGCCUUGCAAUAACCUUCCCAUUAACAUCCCAAACGAGGUUAGUCAGAGGAGAGAAGGAAGGAUCGAGAAAGAUAAGCGUAGCACUGCUUAUCAGAUACCCGUACCACAGGCCGAAGAAUUGGAAGAUGGCACCUGUAGUAAUGAUGAAUAUACAAUCACCCCAGGGAACCCUUACACCGGGCAGUUCAUAGAAGAGGCAGUUACUGAGGAGCUCGCCAAAUCAUCAGUUGAAGAGAAACAGCCUAAGCCGACACAGUCGGAGGAUGCUAUAUCGGACCACGCCCAUCGAGGGAAAGUAAUCAGCGAUCAAACUGUUUUGGAAGAGACAGAAGAAACCGGCUUGGAGAACGGAAAGGGCCAAGAUCCCCUAGCCCAGGAUAACAACAGCCCACCAGACAAUCCAGAACUGGAACCUAGGCUUAAGCGACAGAGACAUCCACCAACAGUUCUGACGUACAACACACUUGGCAAUCCCACGUAUGAGAGCCAAGCUGCUGUACACGACAUAGCCGCCGACAAUUUUUCUGGAACUCAAUUACCCCAGCGUGAUACUCCGAAUCUUCAGUGGAGAACAGGUUUGUCAACUGUAAAACAGUUUCAGCUACCCCCGUACUCACCUUUGUCCCAGUAUCCAGCAAUCUUUGGCUACCCGGGAACGUACCUGCAAUAUCCACCCAUGCCUCCACCUGUGUUCUAUCCGGUUAACCAGUUCCCUGCUGCCUCACCUAUCAUGUAUCAGCCAAGGAGUGAUCUGUUACAAGCACCCGUAACCAUGAACUCUGGACAUGUACCUGCACCCGGCUUUGUGUUUUAA
Molecule: messenger RNA, 1389 nt
Organism: Stylophora pistillata
Lineage: Eukaryota; Metazoa; Cnidaria; Anthozoa; Scleractinia; Pocilloporidae
Source: RefSeq, a predicted model, not a curated record